Messenger RNA from Oenanthe melanoleuca, 2936 nucleotides. RefSeq names its product transcription factor 7 like 1 (gene TCF7L1). Gene Ontology annotation, cellular component: beta-catenin-TCF complex. Gene Ontology annotation, biological process: regulation of transcription by RNA polymerase II; canonical Wnt signaling pathway. The coding region runs from base 10 to 2331 and encodes 773 amino acids. NCBI's taxonomy places the organism in Eukaryota, Metazoa, Chordata, Aves, Passeriformes, Muscicapidae. Gene Ontology annotation, molecular function: RNA polymerase II cis-regulatory region sequence-specific DNA binding; DNA-binding transcription factor activity, RNA polymerase II-specific. The record is from RefSeq and is a predicted model, not a curated record. The transcript has 10 exons.
CCGCACGGAAUGGGGAGACCACGCGUGGGAUGGGAACGCUCGGACGGGAGGCGACACCCUGCACGGGACGAGGCGACCCCAGCCGGGGCACCCUGGACAAGGUGGAGGACCCUGGAUGGGACGAGGGCGGCAUGCACGGGAUGGGGAGCGCCCGGGCAGUGCGUGGGGCCCCCGGACGCGCAGCGAGCCCCGGGCGCGGCGGGACCGACCGUCCCCCGUGGGCCCCCGUGGGCGGCGGGGCCGGUGCGCGGCCGGCGGCGGGAGCAGAGCGGAGCGGCGCGGGCCCGGCGGGGCGGUGCGAGCCCCUGGCCGGCCCCCGGUGUCGGUUUGCAUCCCGGCUCCUCCCCGCCCCGCCGCCCCGCGCAUUCCCGACCCUCCGGGCGGUGGCGGCGGCGGCGGCGGGGCCCGGCGGGGCCGGGGCGGGACCCCACGAUGCCGCAGCUGGAACCGACGGGGGGAGACGACCUGGGGGCCCCCGACGAGCUCAUCGCCUUCCAGGACGAGGGCGAGGAGCAGGACAAGGGCGCGGGGCGCGGCUCGGCCCACGGGGACCUGGACGAGCUCAAGUCCUCGCUGGUCAGCGAGACCGAGAACCGAGGGGGCCCCGGCCCCGUGGUCGGCCCCGGCCCCGAGGUGAGGCGAGGGGCGGCGGGGAGUCGGGGGGAGGCGCCCCCCGCCCGGCCCCGCUCCGCUCACCGCCUCUCCCCGCAGGCGGAGCGGCCCCCGCCGCCCCGGGAAAGUUUCCAGAAGCCGCGGGACUCUCUGGCAGAAGUGGUCAGACGACAAGAUGGGGGUUUUUUUAAGGGCCCCCCCUAUCCCGGCUACCCCUUCCUGAUGCUCCCUGAGCUGGGCAGCCCCUACCUCGCCAAUGGAGCCCUCUCCCCUGGCGGAGCCCGCACCUACCUGCAGAUGAAGUGGCCGCUGCUGGACGUGCCGACCGGGGCCACGCUGAAGGACCAGCGCUCGCCCUCGCCCGCCCACCUGUCCAACAAGGUCCCGGUGGUGCAGCACGCCCAUCACAUGCACCCGCUGACGCCGCUCAUCACCUACAGCAGCGAGCCCUUCCCGCCGGGGUCGCCGCCCGGCCACCUCUCCCCCGAGAUCGACCCCAAGACGGGGAUCCCACGGCCGCCGCACGCCCCCGAGCUGCCCUCCUACUACCCGCUGUCGCCCGGAGCCGUGGGGCAGCUCCCACACCCGCUGGGCUGGCUCGUGCCACAGCAAGGCCAGCCUGUGUACUCCAUUCCUGCUGGUGGCUUCCGGCACCCAUAUCCAGCCCUUGCCAUGAAUGCCUCCAUGUCCAGUUUGAUGUCCAGCCGCUUCUCCCCGCACAUGGUCCCGCCGCCCACGCACGGGCUGCACCCCUCGGGCAUCCCCCACCCCACCAUCGUGUCGCCCAUCGUCAAGCAGGAGCCCUCCCAGCCCAGCGCCAGCCCUGCAGGCAGCUCGAAAUCCCCCGUGGCAGUGAAGAAGGAGGAGGAGAAGAAACCCCACAUCAAGAAGCCUCUCAACGCCUUCAUGCUGUACAUGAAGGAGAUGAGGGCCAAGGUGGUGGCUGAGUGCACGCUGAAGGAGAGCGCCGCCAUCAACCAGAUCCUGGGCCGGCGGUGGCACUCGCUGUCACGGGAGGAGCAGGCCAAGUACUACGAGCUGGCACGGAAGGAGCGGCAGCUGCACUCGCAGCUCUACCCGACCUGGUCGGCGCGGGACAACUACGGUAAGAAGAAGAAGCGAAAGCGCGAGAAGCUGGCGCAGCAGCAGCAGCAGCAGCAGCAGCAGCAGGGCCAGGAGCUGGACAGUGAGUACCCCCCCUCCGCCUCCCCGUGCGCGGGGCGCCGGCCCUCAGCCGCGCCUGUCCCUGGCCCCGUCCCCGUCGCUGUCCCCGCAGGCUCGCUGCCCCCCAGGAGCAAGAAGCCGUGCGUGCCGUACCUGCCGGCCGAGAAGCCGUGCGCCAGCCCCGCCUCGUCGCACGGCAGCAUGCUGGACUCGCCGGCCACGCCGUCGGCAGCGCUGGCCUCGCCGGCCGCGCCGGCCGCCACCCACUCGGAGCAGGCGCAGCCGCUCUCGCUCACCACCAAGCCCGAGGCCAGGGCUCAGCUCGCCCAUUCCGCCGUCCUCACCAGCAAAGCCUCCUCUUCUUCCUCGUCCUCCUCCUCCUCCUCGUCCUCCUCCUCCUCCAGCCUCAGCAGCCCACCCUCGCUGCUCUCCAGACCCGUCCCCUUCGCCUCGGUGACCCCCACAGCCCUGCUGUCCCCCCCCGGCCCCCUCCCGGCUGCCCUGGCCGUGCUGCAGACGCAGCCCCUCUCCCUGGUCACCAAACCUGCCGACUGAGGGUCGAGCCUCGCGCCCCUCCGUCCCCCGCCCCUCCCCGCUGUACAUUGCAGAAGCCACAAUCAAGAUUCAAACGCAGCCAAAACCAUUAUUGGUCAAUAUUUGACCCUUUCUGAACUCUUUGGAAGCAGACUCUAGAGGAAGGAGGCUCUGGAGGAAGAGCUGCUGCCAGCAGUCAACCUAAAGACUGUUUUUAUUAAAAAAAAAGGAAAAAAAAAGGAAAAAAAUAAUGCAAUAGACCCUCCACAAGCCGCCGCCGAUGGGAAUCUCCGUGGGAUGAGCAGAGUGCCCGUGGCUGCCUGGGGCACGGGGGUGAAACCCGCACGGUGAUGCCAGCACCAAACAGCAGGUGUUGACUGGAACUGUCGCUCCAUCCCGGGUCCAGGAGCAGGAAUGCCUCCAGCUGCUCCCAGUCCUGCUGCCAUCCCCAGCCCUGUCCUGGCAGGAGCUGGAUCCUGCCCCGCGGAUGCUGCUUCGUCGGUGCUGCCCCUGCCUGCAGUCCUGUGGGGUGGGCAGGGUCUGGGGCUGAGCCCUGGGAGGGGUUGUGUUUUUAUCACCUCAAAAUCCUGUUAUUUUUCACAAAAGGAAAUAAAACUACAGCUGCA